Messenger RNA from Sus scrofa (pig), 1381 nucleotides. It is a transcript of the gene SLA-DMB, whose product is annotated as MHC class II, DM beta. The record is from RefSeq and is marked provisional. NCBI's taxonomy places the organism in Eukaryota, Metazoa, Chordata, Mammalia, Artiodactyla, Suidae. Gene Ontology annotation, cellular component: membrane; MHC class II protein complex. Gene Ontology annotation, biological process: antigen processing and presentation; immune response.
GUCUGGGACGCGGAUUGAGGCGAGUUUGUAAGGGACCAGUUUAGUAUCAAAGGGCUUAGUAGCUCCAAAUCACUCAUUCAGAGAGCACCAAAGGACCAGGACAACACCAUAUUCCCGCUCAGUGUUUGGAGAUCAUCUAUCCAGGCUGGGACUUCUGGGGGCAGGCAAGGACCCAGGGCCCCUGGAAGAGCGGGUCCAGGGGACCGGAUGCCCUGUAUCUCCCCGGAGCAGAGCAUGAGUGCCCUCCUGCAGCUGCUCCUGGGCCUCAGCCUGGGCUGCACCGGAGCAGGUGGCUUUGUGGCCCACGUGGAAAGCACCUGUCUGUUGGAUGAUGAGGGGACUCCACAGGAUUUCACGUAUUGCAUCUCCUUCAACAAGGACUUGCUGACCUGUUGGGAUCCCCAGGAGACCCGUAUGGUCCCUUGUGAAUUUGGAGCGCUGAAUGCGUUGGCCACAUAUUUCUCUGUUUACCUCAACCAGCAGGAAAAACUGCUCCAGCGCUUGUCCAAUGGGCUCCAGAACUGUGCCACACACACCCAACCCUUCUGGAAAUCACUGACCCACAGGACACAGCCGCCGUCUGUGCAAGUGGCCAAAACCACUCCUUUUAACACGAGGGAGUCUGUGAUGCUGGCCUGCUAUGUGUGGGGCUUCUAUCCAGCUGAUGUGAUCAUCACGUGGAGGAAGAAUGGGCAGCCAGUCCUUCCUCAUGGCAAGGCCCAUAUGAUCACCCAGCCCAACGGAGACUGGACAUACCAGACCGUCUCCCAUUUGGCUACAACCCCCUCUUACGGGGACACCUACACCUGUGUGGUGGAGCACAUUGGGGUUCCUGAGCCCAUCCUUCAGGACUGGACUUCUGGGCUGUCCCCAGUGCAGACAGUGAAGAUUUCUGUGUCUGUGGCGACUCUGGGCCUGGGCCUCAUCAUCUUCUCCCUUGGUUUGCUCAGCUGCCAGAGAUCUGUUGCCCCAGGCUACAUUUUCCUCCCGGGGACCACUUAUCCAGAAGGUCAGCACAUUUCCUAGAGGCGGAGUCCUGCCACUUCCACUCCCUGUGAGAAGGCAAUUUGGUCUCGUAUGGAUGCUGCUGUGCCCUUGGCUGACAUCCUCAGACCCUCCACAGUUUCUUGGGUCCUCUGGUUUCUCUCUUCAGUUCUUUAAAAUUUGCAGUUCCCCCUAUGUAAACCUUAACCACUUGCGGGAACCAUUCCUGGGAAUAUUCUGUGACCUAGUUAUUGUACAUAGCUGGAGCCCAAGGCUAUGCACCUGAGGGGAAUAUCAUUUGGGGAGGAAGGGCGAAGGCCCUCUUGGGGGUUCCCCUGUGCCACAGAGGGCAGUGAGUCGCCGGUAACCAUCUCUGAGGAAUAAACUCUGGUGGAAA